This is a messenger RNA of Bombina bombina (fire-bellied toad), 1867 nucleotides long. RefSeq names its product paired like homeodomain 3 (gene PITX3). Gene Ontology annotation, biological process: regulation of transcription by RNA polymerase II; anatomical structure morphogenesis. Gene Ontology annotation, molecular function: DNA-binding transcription factor activity, RNA polymerase II-specific; RNA polymerase II cis-regulatory region sequence-specific DNA binding. NCBI's taxonomy places the organism in Eukaryota, Metazoa, Chordata, Amphibia, Anura, Bombinatoridae. The transcript has 4 exons. Bases 235 to 1113 code for a protein of 292 amino acids. Gene Ontology annotation, cellular component: nucleus. The record is from RefSeq and is a predicted model, not a curated record.
CAGGCUGCCUGCUGCAUAAAGUGAAUGGCAGCAAUGAGUACAAGCCAGUCACCAGGAUCCUCUCCUCUCUCCUUGUGAGGCACCAGCUUAGCAGGGACCAAGCAGGACACACAUCCCAGACAGGAAUUAGCCAUUGGGGCAGCAAGCACUGCAGGAUACCAGGGAGAGGGCACAGUGCCCCAUCAGGAUUACUUCACCAAGCAGCUAACCCAUCAAUUUUCCUUCUGCUGCCACAUGGAUUUUAAUCUUUUGACGGACUCAGAGGCUCGCAGCCCAGCUCUGUCUCUGUCUGAUGCGGGAACACCUCAACAUGAUCACAGCUGCAAAGGGCAAGAACAGAGCGACACAGAAAAAUCUCAACAAAACCAAACAGAUGAUUCCAACCCAGAAGAUGGAUCCUUAAAGAAAAAGCAGCGGAGACAGAGGACUCAUUUCACAAGCCAGCAGCUUCAGGAACUGGAAGCCACGUUCCAACGGAACCGUUACCCAGACAUGAGCACUAGAGAGGAAAUUGCAGUGUGGACCAACCUCACGGAGGCCAGAGUUAGGGUUUGGUUUAAGAACAGAAGGGCCAAAUGGAGGAAACGAGAAAGGAACCAACAAGCUGAGCUCUGCAAGAACAGUUUUGGAGCCCAGUUUAAUGGACUUAUGCAGCCUUAUGAUGAUAUGUAUUCUGGAUACACUUAUAACAACUGGGCCACUAAGGGUCUGGCUACCAGCCCUCUCUCAGCCAAGAGCUUUCCAUUUUUCAACUCCAUGAAUGUAAGCCCCUUGUCAACUCAACCAAUGUUCUCUCCUCCAAACUCAAUAGCCUCCAUGACCAUGCCUUCAUCUAUGGUGCCUUCAGCAGUGACUGGAGUUCCGGGCUCAAGCCUUAACAACUUGGGGAAUAUUAACAACCUUAGCAGUCCUAGUGUAAACUCUGCUGUUUCAGCCACGGCCUGCCCUUAUGCUUCAGCGGCUAGUCCCUACAUGUACAGGGACACUUGCAACUCAAGUCUGGCAAGCUUGAGACUCAAAGCUAAACAGCAUGCCAACUUUAGCUAUCCAGCAGUGCAGACUCCGGCUACAAACCUAAGCCCAUGUCAGUAUGCUGUGGAUCGACCAGUAUGAAGGACCACAUACCAAAGACUUGACUGCAGCCAUACAAACCCUAUGACCUAUUUGCCCUGCAGCUUAUGCCUUUACAAAUAAAAAAGUGGGCAUUCAAAGACACCUGAGAAAACAUUUCCAUUUUUAAACUGACAAAGUCAAUUGCAGACUUAUUAAUUUUGGGUUCAAGAGGACAUAUUAGAAGUGUUUUGUCCCAAUCCAAAGAAACUGAAUUACAUAGAAGUAAGAUUAUUUUACUUUUUAAAAGGCAAACUGUUCAGUUAUAGUGAACCUUUUUUUUCAGCAGAAAGUUGACUGUCAGUGUACAGUUUAAUAAAUAAAGUAAAAAAAAAAAAAAAACUGUAUAGAUUGUUUAAUUGAAGCAGCAACAAAACUCUUAUUUAUCACAUGGACAAAAUUGACAAAAAACUGUACCAAAUAUAGUUGCAAAAAUAUGCAUGAUCAUUACAAUGUAUCCCAUAGGGGUACGGAUUUGUAAUGUAGGGAAAUAGGAUGUAUAUAUAUUAUAUAUAAAAUAUAAAAUGAACAUUUUCUUGUUUUGUUUUGUAUGUGGAAUGAUGAUGUAUAAAGUAGAAUAUUAAGAUGAGACAAAGCGCAGCCCUUUCUGCUUCAACUAUUUUCAAGUCUGCCUGGAAUUCUUUUUUUUGAAUUUAUAGCUUUAAUUAUUGUUGUUUUUAAAAGCAAAAUAAACACCCCUUCCUUUCCAAUCUUAAUUCCUUUUAAAAAUAAAAAAUAAAAUAAUAGUUGAAGCGUU